Messenger RNA from Penicillium manginii, 1608 nucleotides. RefSeq lists its product as uncharacterized. The transcript is spliced from 6 exons. Bases 1 to 1608 code for a protein of 535 amino acids. Gene Ontology annotation, biological process: carbohydrate transport; transmembrane transport. Gene Ontology annotation, cellular component: membrane. Gene Ontology annotation, molecular function: carbohydrate:proton symporter activity. NCBI's taxonomy places the organism in Eukaryota, Fungi, Ascomycota, Eurotiomycetes, Eurotiales, Aspergillaceae. The record is from RefSeq and is a predicted model, not a curated record.
AUGGCUUCUCUGCAUCGCAGCCCAUCCGUCCAUUCGAUUCCCCUCGAGGAUGAGAAAAAUGGGAAUGGCAGAGCAGAGAUGGUUGAGACAAUCUCUCAAACGCACGAAAGGGUGGAAGAGGAAGGUGCUUGGGCUUCAGCAAAGAAGAACCCCAAAGUCAUUUUCUACAGCAUGGCUGCUUGCAUAAGCUCGAUGCUAUGGGGCUUUGAUAUCGGCGUCAACUCUAUAAGUGUGGCAUUGCCGGCAUUCAAAAUGGUAUUUGGGUACGAAUAUGAGGGCGAACUCUUGAUCUCAGCCACAUGGAAUGCGUUGUGGACUGCGAUGACUUCGCUUGGAAUGUUGAUUGGCAGUAUCAUCUGUGGCUGGGUGUCAGAUCGACACGGGCGACGACUAGGAUUCGGAAUAGGCUCGGCCAUUUCUUUGCUUGGUGUCGGCCUUGAGUAUGCUGCCAAAGAGCCCGGUAUGCUUCUUGCUGGCAAGAUCAUCAACGGUCUUUCGCUAGGUUUUUUUCUGACCCUAGGUUCCACAUAUGCCUCCGAGAUCGCACCAACUGCCCUGCGUCCUUCUUUAACCGCUGCUGUCAACCUCUUUAUCAAUACCGGUCAGCUCAUGGCUAUCGGUAUUGGCAACACUCGAUUUGCUAUAAUGCUACCUUCAUCUUAUAAGGUGAUAUUUGCCGCACAAUGGGCGUUUCCUUGUUUUAUUGGAGUGCUGGCAAUGUUCAUGCCCGAAAGCCCUUGGUAUCUCCUCCGCAAAGGUCAGACUGAGCAGGCAAAGAAGAGUCUGCAGAGACUGCAUCUGAAGACAGCUGACACAACCUCAAUUCUGGAGGAAAUCCAAGCUUCCAUUGCUGCUGAAAAUGCGAUUGCAGAUAUUCAAAAGAAUACUUCGUACUGGGACUGCUUCCGGGGCACUAAUUGGCGUAGGACUCGCAUUUCUUGUGGAAUGUUUGCGGUCCAGCAGUUCACUGGUAUCGCUUUUUAUUCGCAGGCCUUGUACUUCCUGGGGAUUUCCGGUCUACCGACCGCUCUUACUUUCCAACUCGCGCUGGGAGGCUUCGGUGUGGCUAUGCUUGGAAACAUCGUCUCAUGGUUCAUCAUGAAUUAUAUAGGUCGUCGCCCGCUCCUUCUGACCGGAAUUUUACUCAAUGGUCUCUGUUUGAUGUCUGUUGGUGUUGCCGGAUGCUUCACUAGCAUGGCCGCACUUUAUUAUAUUGGUUAUGUGAUGAACUUUGCCCAAUUAUUUUAUGCUCCUACAGUUGGAGCUGUAAGCUGGACCAUUAGUGCAGAGGUGAGCUCGGUAAAUGUUCGAGCCAAAACGCAAAGUCUGGCAAUUGGAACCAAUGCGUUGGUCAGCUGGGCGAUGAACUUCGUUGCCCCUUACCUUAUUAACACUGAUCAGGCAAAUCUCGGAGGCAAGGCUGCAUUUGUAUGGAUGGCUUUGUCUUUUGUGAGUCUGGCUUGGGCUUGGUUUGAGGUUCCCGAGCUCAAGGACCGUACUUUUGCCGAACUGGAUGAGAUUUUCGCUAGAGUGACUUCAACAAGAAAGUUCAAGCAAGCGAUGGUUGCCUCUAGCUUGAGCUCUAACUUGAAAGAUGUUUCAUCUUAG